Messenger RNA from Doryrhamphus excisus (bluestripe pipefish), 1039 nucleotides. It is a transcript of the gene sod2, whose product is annotated as superoxide dismutase 2, mitochondrial. Gene Ontology annotation, molecular function: manganese ion binding; superoxide dismutase activity. Gene Ontology annotation, cellular component: mitochondrion. The record is from RefSeq and is a predicted model, not a curated record. Gene Ontology annotation, biological process: superoxide metabolic process. NCBI's taxonomy places the organism in Eukaryota, Metazoa, Chordata, Actinopteri, Syngnathiformes, Syngnathidae.
AUUAAGAUCCCCCCCCCAUAGUGGUAAUGGUACGAUCGCAUGAACUGUCAAGUUGAAAUAGUCCACUUCAAGGGCAGCGUUCAUUCAGCAGAAAGGCUCAGCUCUGUCCUGUUUACGUCGUCAUGAACAUGCUCUGCAGAGUUGGUCAGAUACGCAGGUGUGCUGCAAGUGUCAGCCAAGCCAUACAGCAGGUAGCUGCGUCCAGGCAGAAGCACACACUUCCUGACCUAACCUACGACUAUGGCGCCCUGGAGCCUCAUAUCAAUGCAGAGAUUAUGCAAUUGCACCACAGCAAGCACCACGCUACAUACGUCAACAACCUCAACGUGACAGAGGAGAAGUAUCAAGAAGCACUCGCCAAAGGAGACGUGACAACACAGGUUGCCCUUCAGCCUGCUCUCAAGUUCAACGGGGGAGGUCACAUUAACCACACAAUCUUCUGGACAAACCUCUCUCCGAAUGGUGGGGGCGAGCCACAAGGGGAGCUCAUGGAGGCCAUCAAACGUGACUUUGGCUCCUUCCAGAAGAUGAAGGAGAGGAUGUCUGCUGCCACGGUGGCGGUGCAAGGCUCAGGCUGGGGUUGGUUGGGCUUUGACAAGCAGAGUGGAAGACUUAGCAUUGCGGCGUGUGCCAACCAGGAUCCUCUUCAGGGGACCACAGGUCUCAUCCCCCUCCUGGGUAUCGACGUAUGGGAGCAUGCCUACUAUCUUCAGUACAAAAACGUCCGGCCAGACUACGUUAAGGCGAUCUGGAAUGUCAUCAACUGGGAGAAUGUGAGCGAGCGUCUACAGACUGCCAAGAAAUAGACUCGGCCCAUCUGUAAUGUACCACACUGGCCUGCUCCUGUAUUGAAAAGUAAUCAUUUGUACUAUUUUGUAUUUAGACCCUGAAGUGUUCAUUUGCAUAGCAAAUAGCACAAGGUCAAAAAGCGCACAAUUAUGGUCACUUGUCAUGUCAGAAGCUAAUCAGCAACUUGUCGCAGUUCAUGUAAUUGCAGUCCAUGUUUUUCACGUCUAAUAAUAAAAUUAUAUGACUUGAA